AAAAAUUGCUCGGAGCGUAUCUGACUGCAUUUCACGAGGUGUUCAAGUAAGUGUCAUAAUUACUGUGCGUGAGCCCACUAUGCUGAAGAAGCGAAGCUUACAGCUUGCAUGGCGUUUGCAUGGCGUCGUGGAUUAAGAAGAACCGAAGAAAAGCUAACCCAUGUCCUUACUACACCCAUCGCCGAAGACGUUCAACAGAAAAUCAUCAAUCUAAACAAUACGGCGGAGAGAACCGCUCACAUCGUCAAAUAUGUCGAAAAGGUCAUCAAGCCUUUCCGAGAGCAAAGCAAGGAAUUUUAUAUUUAUGAUUCCACUCCUGGAUGCACAACAGCGGAAAAAUAUAAUCCCCAUAUGCAGUUAGGAAGAGCGUUGGGUGCGGCAGUUCCCGGAGUGAUCGAGGAAAAUCAGGAAUUUGGCAACAUUCUCUCUGUUCUGGGAAAAUGUGAGGAGGAUUUAGGUUAUGAAGAGCUGAAACAUGUGAACCGCACGGCAGAAAUAAUAUUGCGUCCCAUGAGAGAUUUUCUACGACAAAACCUACUGCAAGCAUCGAAAGAAAAACACAGUUUAAUUAACCGGCGCUUGGAUCUGGAUGCUGCGAAGGGCCGUUUAAAGAAAGCCAAAACACAAGACCAAAUUGCCGCGGCAGAAACUGCUGUCCGGGUGGCUCAAGUGGAAUUCGACCGGCAAACCGAGAUCGUCCGUAUUGUACUAGAUGAUGUGGAACAAUCACAGGGUUCUCAAUUAUCUGCUCUAGUACAGUUUCUAGAAGCUCAGUUAGAUUACCACCGUGACGCAUUGUCCGUGUUGGAGAAACACAAAGCGCUCAUGAGCAACAAGCACAACAUGAGUAAAUCAAACGAAUAUGCCAGAUCACAGACAUCAACAAAACCGUAUAAGCCAACACCAAAAAGCCCCAAAGUGGAAACUAUCGAUGCCGAUUUUGUGAUGGCAAAGGUCAACCAAGACUACCUACCCAAGCGGACACAGGAAGUGGCGGUCCGUACGGGAGAAACAGUUAAAGCGUUCGAUAUCAAUCCGGGUAACGAAAAUCCUGAUCACUGGAUGUAUGUGAAACGAGUGGAUGGCAUGCAAGGUUAUGUACCUAUGCACAUAUUAGAAGCCAUACAAUAAUCAUCAACACGUGCAUCAAAUCUGUUUCAUAUCCAGUUAUCGCCUGAUUAAUGCCGGUCUUUUGUUCCCUUCCUGUUUUUACUUUAAAAUCGGUGUCAUAAACCGAUCAAUACAAACUAAAUCGAUUUCGCUAUUUUCUUGGCUAAUAUGAGCGCAAACCUGGAAACAGCUCGUACAGUACGUACCAUCAACUGUAGUAUGUUUUUAAUCGCGUAAUAUUUAUUGUACAAUACAUCCAGUCAUAUUGUUGGCUCCCUGAAUCAUG
This is a messenger RNA of Paramacrobiotus metropolitanus, 1396 nucleotides long. Its product is annotated as endophilin-B1-like. The transcript has 7 exons. Gene Ontology annotation, cellular component: cytoplasm. The record is from RefSeq and is a predicted model, not a curated record. Gene Ontology annotation, molecular function: protein binding. Bases 109 to 1131 code for a protein of 340 amino acids. Lineage: Eukaryota; Metazoa; Tardigrada; Eutardigrada; Parachela; Macrobiotidae.